Molecule: messenger RNA, 3724 nt
Organism: Empidonax traillii (willow flycatcher)
Lineage: Eukaryota; Metazoa; Chordata; Aves; Passeriformes; Tyrannidae
Product: zinc finger CCCH-type antiviral protein 1-like
Exons: 14
Coding region: 7-2118 (703 amino acids)
Molecular function (GO): NAD+ poly-ADP-ribosyltransferase activity; metal ion binding
Source: RefSeq, a predicted model, not a curated record
GGCAGGAUGAGCGACCCGGCCGUGUGCUGCUUCCUCACCAGGGCGCUGUGCGCGCAGGGCGGGCGGCUGGGGCUGCCGGAGCUGCAGCAGCACGCCGGGCUGUCGGCCCCGCAGCUGGCCGAGACGCUGGCGGCGGCGGGCCCCCGGCGCUUCCUGAUGCUGCGCGGCGGCGCCGAGGUCCUGGCCGUGUCGGACGUGCGGGUCUGCCCCCGCAAGGAGUGCGACGGCGGCUGCGAGCGGCUGCACCUCUGCAAGCAAAACCUCAUGGGCAAGUGCCACCUGGGGCCCAGCUCUUGCAAGUACUCACAUGACAUCACCAAUGCUGAGAACAAAAAAGUUCUAAAAAAACAUGAUUUGUCUGGCCUCAGUGAGAAUGAGCUGCGAAUCCUGCUUCUUCAAAACGACACUUUCUUCCUCCCUGAUACCUGCCGGUUUUACAACAAAAAAGGUGAUGUCUGCAUGCAGCAAAACAACUGCAACAAGCUUCAUGUUUGUCGACAUUUUCUCCAGGGGGAAUGUAGAUUUUUAACAUGCAUGAGGUCCCAUAACCUCUUGGAUGGCCAUGCACUGAGAGUGUUGGAAACUGGAGGCAUUGAUAGGAAAACAGCUUCGAACCUCCAGAUUAUAUAUGAUUAUAAGCACAUGGAGUUCCACAGGGAACUGAUGAAGGGAAAUGUACACAACUACAAACCAAGGGGAAAUUAUUUGAAAAAACCAGUAGUUACAACAAGUAAAGAACCGAAGGUGCCUUUGCAAACAGUGGACUCCACACUCCGUGUGCCAUCUCCAGAAGGUCCUGGUAGCACCCCAGCUGGUCAGAGACAGCACCAGUUGCCACCAGGAGCUGUAGGUAAAGAUGAAGAUAAAAAGGACGAUUCCUCUGCUGAAGCUUCAAAGGACAACAAAGAAGUUAACUGUGAUGAGAUCUGUGUGUUCUAUGUCUGGAAGUACUGCAAACAUAAGGAUAAAUGCAAAUCUGUUCAUUACCAUUUGCCAUAUAAAUGGGAGAUGUAUGAUGGGAUCAUCUGGAAUGACCUUUCCAUGAUGGAGGAAAUUGAAAAGGCCUAUUGUGACCCAAAAAACAGCAGCAUGGCAGACAGGAACAUUAACUUUCAGACAAUGACCUGCUAUUCUUCUCCAGUUCGGCGCCUCUCUACACCAUCAUCAGUCACGAAACCCACAUUUGUACUGACCACACAGUGGAUAUGGUACUGGAAGAAUAACCAAGACCAGUGGAUUGAAUAUGGAGAACAGGGAGAAGGGGACAGUGUGGACUCACCAUCUUCUGCUGUUCUUGAGAAUUUGUAUCAAGCAGAUCCAGAUGCCACCAUAUCUUUCCAGGCUGGUCAGCAUCAUUACAACCUCAAUUUUAAAGAAAUGAUCCAGACAAACAUUGCUUUUAAAACUCAAAGACAGGUCUGCAGGCGACCAAAAUUUGUGUCUUCUGAAGAUGUGCAGAAGAUAAAGAAAGGCCAGAGGGAUUCUUCUAUUCCAAAUCAAGCCUGUCCUAGCCACUGGGAUCAAUCUGCACUGCCUGACUUGGGAUACAAGGCAGUGGAGAUCAGUAGUGUGACCUCUGAGUACAACACAAUAAAGCAGCUGUUCCAUCAGACUAUGAAAACCUACAGCAUCCUUAAAAUACAGAGGAUUCAGAAUCCAUCCCUCUGGAAGGUGUUUCAGUGGCAAAAGGAGAAGAUGAAAAGGGAAAAUGGAGGAAAGGAAGUGCAGGAAAAGCUCCUGUUUCAUGGAACCAACACCACCUCCAUGGAAGCCAUCUGCACUCAGAAUUUUGACUGGAGAAUUUGUGGAAAAAAUGGAACUAACUAUGGAAUGGGAAGUUACUUUGCUAGAGAUGCUUCCUAUUCCCAUGCAUACUGUCAGGCUACGGAGAAAGGAAACAUGAUGUUCGUGGCUCGUGUUUUGGUUGGAGACUAUAUUAAAGGGAAUGCAGCCUAUGUUCGCCCUCCAAAAAAGUCUGUGGAUGGGCUUUGGUUUUAUGACAGCUGUGUGGAUGAUGAGUUAAAUCCUUCUGUUUUUGUUAUCUUUGAAAAACACCAGAUUUACCCAGAGUACAUAAUAGAGUAUAAGGAGGAUCAAAGAAGAUGUGUUAUAUCUUAGAGGGAUCGUGGCAGUUUAUAUCCCUCAUCUUGUUUUCCGUACUGCAGGUGUUCUCGUACUUAGUGACUUCUUUCUUCUUACUACAGUUCUUUGGAGUGUUAAUCCAAACAAAUUUUGCAUUGAGGAGGGCUGGCAAAACAGAUAUUAUACUUGAGACUGUCUUGUCUUUUCUUCUUCCUCUUUUAAAUGAAUCAUAGGCAUUUGGAUAACCAUAGCAGGAAAAUCAGAAUUGUGGGAUGGGAAAUUGAAUGUUAUCACUUCUGUGGGCAAAUAACUGUAAGUGCAUUGUCUUAAAAAUAGAGAGGAUUUCUCUUUGUGAACAGUUACAAGAAAAAUUACCAGUACAGCAGUUUUUAAGGAAGCUCUCAGGUUUUUAUAGAGAUUCUUUUCAGUGCAGAAUUCAUCUGUUCUUGAUCCUCUAAUCUGUAAUUACUGUAAACAGCUCAGUGUAGGUGAGAAUGAUGACUUUGUUUUCAAAACACUGCUUGUUAAUGCUGAUACAAGUUUUGAGUUCAAAUGGUAAAAAAAAAAAGCCUAUAUUAAAGUCCAUGCCGUUAAUUCUUGAGCAGAAAAUUUUCAUCUGUACAAUGACAAGACGGAUCAGAAAGUUUUUGGAUCAAAUUCUUACGGAGAUCUGCAGUAACUUGUUUUGACCUCUACAAAAGCAGAGCUCAACUGAAGCUGUGAAAGCCACAACCUAUGAAAUUUGAGGGUUUGGCUGCAGCUAAGGGCUGUAAGGGUACGAAGGCUGUGUCCCAACGAGCCAGGCUUUGCCGUGGAUGUGGCCACAUAGUUUCUCAAUGCGAACACUUGCUUUGCGAAUGUGACAGGACAGAAGAAACUUCUUAAGGAGCAUUGAGGUUUUCUGUCCUAUCUGUCUGCGUCAAUUUUCGUUUUUCCAGAUGUAGGACAUGAUUGGAAGAGACCAGUUAUGUUCUCUGAAGGCCAGUGGUAGAACUGCUGUCCUAAGACAUUUUGUAGCCCAUGUUGCACUGGGCAACACGCUGACAAGUGAGGUUCUUCUUAGUGUUUUGAGGUAGCUGUGGGUUAUCCCACAUACUGCUUUCCUGGCUCUACUUUGGAGAAACUCGCUUUCUCAGCGAUGUAUAACCCUAACUACAGUGGCUGAGCCCUUUUUUGCAGUUAACGUGCUUUUCGUUGUUCCCAAAACACCCCACCAGAAACUUGUGCAGAGUUUCUACUGGAUUCUAAUAAGCGGUCUGUGAGUUGAUGGAACUGAAAACCCUCUGUACAAAGAUGUCUUAUUCAGGCAGUCUAGCUGUUAAGAGGGAAACUGUUGGUGAGGACAGAGGAGCAAUAAUUUUUACUUUCAGAUAAGCUUUACAGUAACACCAACAGCCUUCCACUUUUUUGCAUCUUGAUACCAAUCUGUUAACCACUCAAAGAUUGCAAGUUCCCAAGAGGAUGGAAAGAGAUAAACCCAGAAAAUCUUAUUAAAAUGAUUGUCUUAGAACUAAAUGAAGACGUGUCAGUAAAGCAUUAAAAGGGGAAGAUUUUGCCACUUUUUAAGAUGUCUCUCGUUUGUCUGUAGAGUUCCUGAAUCACUGACUUUGCUGUAUUUGCAAAUAAAAUCUGUUUUCAGUCA